GUGAGACUCAAACUCCAGAUGCUUCCAGGGAAAAUGAUCAACACUGUCUACAGUGAUGAGGAAAGGGGAAGCCAAGACAAAGAAAGCAAGGAAGAGACCAUUUUGGCCAUGUUGGGCAUUAUCGGCACUAUUCUUAACUUGCUGGUCAUCAUUUUUGUUUACAUCUACACUACGUUGUAA
Messenger RNA from Nerophis lumbriciformis (worm pipefish), 180 nucleotides. Lineage: Eukaryota; Metazoa; Chordata; Actinopteri; Syngnathiformes; Syngnathidae. The record is from RefSeq and is a predicted model, not a curated record.